AUGAAGCUCACACACAUCAUCUCUAUCACGGGUCUCUUUGUCCUUGGCGCGACUGAAGCUUUGCGCAACGACACCAAUGUCAAGAGAGAGUCUCCUGAGUGCCGCUGGCACCGCCGCAGCCUGAACGCUAGAGACGACAGCGACGACAACGACGACAACGACAGCGACGACAGCGACGACGACUUUUGCUUCGGUCUACAACCUGCCGACGAUGCGCUCUGGCAUGCAGCAAAAUGCAGGGGCGGAAAACUACUUCUCGGGACCACCCAAAACGCUCCGGAAGCUGCACGAUUCGUGAAUCCCAUCAAUUCUCCCUGGGACGGCGAGAUGAGGGACGACCUCGCCAAGUGGGGUUGGAAAGAUGGAGUUACCGAUCCCGAUACAGAGUGCAAUAUCGACUUCCUCAAGACUAUCCUCCCGCACCUCAGAACCACAACAGGCAGCCACCUCUACGGCGGACCAAACUAUUGCUUCUCGGUAAAGCAUUGCGACAGUGAUGCUAUGGAGAAGGAUGAAAACGGAAACAUGUACCCCAGGAAAGAACAGUACUAUGACGUCGAUGGUCGAUUAUACAGGGCCACAGCCGGUUUCACUACGGCGGUCGUCAACCCAGAUGCAGGCGCGAUAUUCUUUCUUCAACGUGGCUCUCCCGCAUUCGAAGCCCGCGACUUAUGGGGUUUAGAGGAUCAGCAUACAGUCGAUCCAAAUGAGUUGCCGGCUCUGCCUAUCUGGCUAUCUUGGAACUACGUGAAAGGAUCCCCCAACGGCAGGGCAGCCGGAUUCUUCCUCGCUCAACACAAGCCCCAACUAGGUGGCAACCGCUGGGUCCAAACGAUCCGCGUAUUUCGAGUAGACGCAGACACAUCGGCACCCCAUAUUUUCUUCUUCGUCGGACCCGCGCCCUACCCCCCACCGAAGGUACCGGAUGAUCUACCCGAUCCUAUUAUACCGCCACCAGCGCAAGCGGUAGAAGUGGUCAAGAGAGUUUCUGAUGAGAAGAACAUAGUCAGACAGCACGUGCUCUGGGCGAAGUUGUAA
This is a messenger RNA of Alternaria arbusti, 1038 nucleotides long. RefSeq lists its product as uncharacterized. The transcript is spliced from 4 exons. The record is from RefSeq and is a predicted model, not a curated record. The coding region runs from base 1 to 1038 and encodes 345 amino acids. NCBI's taxonomy places the organism in Eukaryota, Fungi, Ascomycota, Dothideomycetes, Pleosporales, Pleosporaceae.